AUGGACAAUGACGAUGCUCCCAGCAUCGGUGUUGGCGAGCUCAGAAUAGGCGACGGCUCGUUCGACCCUAGAGGAAAGGAUGGCAGAACAAUUUCCAGCAACCCACCCCCCCAGAAGGAUGCGAACGCGCCAGCGGCAAAGAAAUCUGGCCUGGGAAGACAGUUUGGGAGGCUUGGAGGCGCAGUCUCUGGCAGGAGCAAACGUAAUACUUGA
Molecule: messenger RNA, 213 nt
Organism: Akanthomyces muscarius
Lineage: Eukaryota; Fungi; Ascomycota; Sordariomycetes; Hypocreales; Cordycipitaceae
Exons: 1
Coding region: 1-213 (70 amino acids)
Source: RefSeq, a predicted model, not a curated record